Choloepus didactylus (southern two-toed sloth) is the source of this 9995-nucleotide messenger RNA. RefSeq lists its product as uncharacterized. The transcript has 2 exons. The record is from RefSeq and is a predicted model, not a curated record. Lineage: Eukaryota; Metazoa; Chordata; Mammalia; Pilosa; Megalonychidae. The coding region runs from base 1253 to 2167 and encodes 304 amino acids.
UUAGAACUUGAACUAAACCAAUAGAACCAUCUUAGGCAUAUAGAAAUGCAACAUGCUUUUUACAAAACAAGCAGGCGUUUGGUAUAGAGUCACACACAGGACACGGCGGAGACGACCCAGAGGGAGCCUGAAAGCUGACGCAUGACUCCAGAAAUGGCACAAGACACGGGAGGCAGCUGCUGCUGAUGGAUGGAUGGACUGCUGGGGGCCCCACCACCACUCAGCACUCAGAGACCCUUCCCUCCAGUGACCCCGAAAGCCUUCAGCUGGGCCUGGCAGGCAGCUGCGACGCUGUGGCAUCACCGAGGCCUGUGUGCCCAGCCAGGUGCCCGGGGGCCCUGCUGCCUGACGGUGGGUGCACAGCUCUGGCUGUCGCAGGCUGCUGGGCACACCUGAGGCCUGCAGCUGUGCCAAGACACUUGUCACAACCUGCUGCCGUGUUAAUUUCUGUGGAGCCACCAGCACUGAGCCCUGCCGUGGGGAGCAUCUGCACCUGCUCCUGCCCCUGGUGCUCUGACACGCUGGCUGUGGCUGAACCUGGAGGGGAAAGAGAGCUCCGUGCCUAGGAAGGACUUAACGUCCUGCUCUCAUUUUCCAGAGGCCACAUGAGGACUCACAGGGCUACAACCAGUCUCCCCCAGAUUGAGAGAGUGCUGCAGUAUGCGCACUGAGUGAUGGAACCAGUAAUCCCCAGUAAGCAACAGAUCCUGAGUUAAUCAAAGAAACUAAAAUUCUGACCAUGACUCAUAAGCGGUGCCCUCUGCCUGGAUCAGGUGUGCAGUGGACGAGAACCGGCUUCCGGAACGGCAGUGGAGCAGGAUGAUCCCGAAGACCUGUUCCCCGGCAAAACAAACACAACUCAUGAGAGAGCUUUGGAAGACAACCACUUCAAGUCCCCGGACAUUUUCCCAAGGACACAGAGCAAAUCCCAAGCACAUUCUGAUAAAGGUGUGUCCUGUAAACCCUAGUGGAACAAGAAUAUGUAACUUGGAGAAAAGUCUCGAUUAAAUUUCACACUAGAAAGCAGUAGAGAACUGUCAGCACACAGGGUCAUGAGACGCUCCACAUCCCCUCCCUCUGCAGAAACGUGGACGCUGAGCUGAAACUCAGAUGCUCGAACAGUCAAACGUUUACAGCAACCAAAUGAACCUAACAUCAGAAAGGUGACUUCAAAACAGGUGAAAAGCGCCUGGGGAAAUCCAGAUGGCGGGUGAGAGGCGCAGGGCUCCGGCCCCCGCAGCAGCUCUGUAUAAUGAACUGCAGAUACAUUUUCCCAAAGCUCCAGGAAAGUGAGAAGCCUGCAGUAACAGGGUGGGCGCCGAAUAAAGAGAAAGGCGACCUAAAAGCAGAGCUCAGGCGCCCUGGCUGGCCCCUCUCUCUCACCAGCUCAGUGCAGAGCCGGCCGUGCUCCAGUGUGGGUCCGGGUCCAGGUCCCGGUUCUGGAGGCGGCAGCGGAACCUCAGGCACAUUGGGGGCGUGUGUGCCGGGCCCCGCCUGUCUGCUGGUGGCCGAGGGGCUCGCCGUCCCAGAACUCGCCCCGUGUGUACAAGGCGGCUCACCAAGCUCUGCUCCAGGAUGCCGUGGAGGUGCUGCCUGGGGCGGGGACACACAGUGCAGCGCCCGGGGCCAUGCGGAAACUGUUUCCAGGGAAGAGGGGGCAUCCGGACCAGGACCUAAAGGCACUGCGUGCAGUGCAGUGAGACAGCAGUGGUCCUGGACGCAGGACAUGCAGACACGUAACCUACGGCGAGACCCACCUGAGGAGGGGGCGGGGCCCCGGACGUGGGGAGCACGGCAGGUCGGAACAGAAGGACACCAGACAGCAACACGCGGCCACACGGCCAAAUCAAGGCCUCCGUGCAGGGACUGCACUGGGGUUCCAGCUUGUAGCUCCGCUUACUGGGACCAGUACUUACAAAUCAGCGUUUUGAGGCACACAGCCUAUGAAGACAUCAUUUGUGACCAGAACAGCAGAAGGGGGUGUGGAGGCUGGGGGGGGGGGCAAGUUUGCUCGGCCCUGAUUCACACGGGAGUGUUACAGAUGGAGGAUGGCAAAUGUGAGCUGUGCGGUGACCACAGACAACACACACAAAAGGAAAUGGGAAGAGAGUCAGAACAGUUCAUUAGAAAAGACCAACUGAACACAAAAGUAGGGACAAAAAGUUAGAAAAAUGCACAAAAAACUAAACAGGAAAAUGGCAGAAGUCAGUCCUGCCUCAAGAGUGACUGGGUGAACAGGCGUCAGCGAACUCGGACGUCUGGACGGACGUUCCCAGCAGUGCUGUCCACAGCAGCCAGAGGAGGGAGCAGCGCAAACGUCAACCAGCCGAUGAACGGAUAAACACAGCGCACGUACGAUGGAAUCUCAUUCAGCUGCACAGAGGAAUAAAGUGCUGACAUGUGGCAACAUGGACGAGCCUUGAAGACAUCGUGCUGAGUGAAAUAAGCCAGACACAAAAGGACAAGUAUGUAUGACAUGACUCGGAUGAAACAAGCAAAUUCCUGGGGACGGAGGAUUGCUGAGAGGCAACCAGGGGCUGGGUGGGUGGAAGUGAAUGGGGGGUUACUGCUUCCAGGGUGCCGAGUAUCUGGGGAGUGCAUGGUGAGGCCAGCACACCAGCACUGACUUGUACACUCAGAAGUGGUUAGAGUAGGAAAUCUGUUAUCUGCUGGUCACCCCCAUACAACACAAGCAACAACAAACCCCACGCUGGGAAACCACUUCUCACCCCAGUGUGGCUCAAGGACAGACGGACUCACAAGCAGCAGCGAGCGCACAGCGCGGAGGGGGAGCCUGUACCCUGCUGGCGGGAGCGUGAAAUGGGAAGCUGCUCUGGAAAACAGUUCGGUGGCUCCUCAAGAUGGUCCACGUGGAGCUACCGCGUGACCUGGCAAUUCCGUUCCUAGGUCUAUGUGCCCAAGAGAAAUGAGACAAAAAAACCUUCUCGGACGUUCACGGCGGCGUUACCCACACAAGCAGAGGCUGCGCCACUGGGGACGGCGUUGCCUUCGGCGGUGACUGUGGUGAUGGUGGCACAGCCCUGUGACGAUGCUGGACACCGCUGAAUCCUGCACUUCAAAUGCAUGAUUUUUCUGCUAUGUGAAUAUAUCUCUAUAAAGCUCUUUGCUGAAAGAAAUAGUGAGUACACACACGCAGAGGCUCACUGGAAUUACAAGGACUUGAAAAUGCCAAACGGCCCCUCUCCCGUGGCCUUUUUGUUUACACCUGAUGGUUCAGGCGUGAGCUGGUAUUCGAGUGCCGAGGAAGAGGCAGCCGACUGAAGACAACUGUGGACCUUUCCGAGCAUUUUCACUGAGCGCCAGCAGCUCCCCUCCUGGCGGGGGCCUGGGAGAGCCCCCAGAAGUUGUGAGAGGCGAGCAGAAGCACGCGGCAGGGGCCCGAGGGGCCUUCAGGCCUCACCUGCUGGGAGCCCCAGCGCGGAAGGGGCACCAGGGCCGCCUGCGCUCAACAGCUGGAGGCACCUUGGCCGCCUUCGUGACGCACGACACAGGGAGGGGAGGUGGCGGCUUUAGGGGCGGCACUCUGGGCUGUGACCUGGGCCUACGCAGUCCCAUUUCCCGACUUCUAAGAAGAAAGAAAGGGCGGGUUGUGGCACGAGAGAAGGGGCCGGAAGGUGAGGGCGACACGGCUCGACAGGGCCCAUGCCUGGCCCCGGGACCUGCAGACCCAGGGGACGUCAGACAUGGUGUCCUGCCCGGGGGCUGUGCAGCAAACGGCCCCUUCCGCUGCUGGGGCUGAACCGUGACCUGCUGCACAUUUAUCUGGACAACAGAAGACGGAGUUUAGGAAACAGCAGACGCGUGAGCUCGCCGGGUGGGCGCCAGGAGGCUGCAGGGAGUGAAGGCGCAGUUAACCCAGCGUGAGGUGCCCUCCCCUUGUGUGUGCUGUAAGCGUCCACCGGGGGCUGCCCCUCUGCUGGGCUCACUGGCUGGAACUCCUUGAGCUCGGGGUUGCAGGUUCCCGUGAGGCUUCGCGCUUGCUCCUCCCAGACGCCCGGGCGCACUGUGGCUCCAGCUCGACUUGCAAGUAGUAUAAACUCAGAACGAGUGCAGGGGCUGGCCAGUGAGUUUCUGAACGAUCCACCCGGAGCCACCGUCAGGAACGGCGGCACUGCACGCUGCCACUCAGCAGAGGGGCUUUUCCGACUUUCCCUCGCCCGUGAGGACUGCCCUCUGCGCCCGGCUCCUUGGUGGGGCCUCCAUUUGGCUGUCGUCGUCUGUGCCCAGUCCCAGGCCCCUGGGUCCACACCCCCUGGGGCCUCCUGCCUUGAGCCUUUGCUGGUGCCUGGCUCCUCGCCUCACGUCCCUGCACGUUUACCUAGGGUUUUACGUUUUAUCUGGCGUUAUUUUUUUUAACCUGACUUUUUUGGAUAUUCUGUUGACACAGGGUUUCAGGAAAUGCCGUCUGCCAUACUGCCAAAGUCAGACAUCCCUAUUCAAGAGAUCAUUUUAAACAUAUUUCUAAAAAUCGUAUUAGAAAAGGCAAAACCCAACCUUUUUUGGUUUUUGCUAUGUCUCCAUUUUAAAAGCAAGCUUUCCCCCCAGAGAGCACCUGUCUGCGUUCCUGGAUCAGGGAGGGCUCCUGUCACCCCCAGGAAUCGCACCUGCUGCUGCCGGCAGUGGGUCCUGGGCCACCUGGGGCAGGACGGCCUCUGGCUGCUGCUGGUGUUUGAGCUUCAGGAGCUGCGGCACGUGCAGGGGCUGAGGGACCAUGGUCUGUCCUCCUGGGACCACAGGAAAGAAGCAGGACAUGGGACACGUUGAGCACAUGCCAAGACUUGGCACCGCAGGCACGUUUCACGCUCAGCUCAUUGGCAAGCUGCUCGGGAGAGCCAACUUCAGGGCGACUACAGCAUUGAAAUGAGAACCACACCCGCCCUCCAUUUCCCGCUAGUCAUUUAUCAUUAGCAUUUCACUGAUGAGUUUGGCAUCUCUGCACCCCUUAUUCAGAGAAUGAGUAACAGGAACAAUGUCCUAAUUAGGCUCCCUUCAAAAAAAAAGCCAGCCAACAGGAGCACAGCUCAACAGCUCAUUGGCAGAAAACGUCAGCCAGGUUUCUUGCAAAUAGUCCAAAUGAUUUGUUUUGAGUUUCCCCAGCACCUGCUGCUUUCGGGGGCGGCCCUGUGGCACUGCUGACCCUGCCACGCUGACCGGCAGGGUCAAGACCCCUGCACGCGAGACAGCAGCAGGGAUGGAGACCACCGGGGGCCCCGCCAGAGGGCCCGGGGCCGACAUGUGCCCGGGAGCUGUGAGCUGGGGGCAGACACGCACCUGGGCGACAAGAAACAAGUCCCAGGCGCCCGCCAAGGUCCCACGGAUCCCUCCUCCCUCGGGCAGGAGACUUACGGGCAGGGUCCUGAGGCUGACCGCGGUGCCAGUGAGCAGGGCCCGGGCCCGGGGGCCUGACCAUGGAGGGCUGGGGGUGGCAGCGGGGUCCCGGCUGAGCCUGCGGGGGCUGCUGGGGCAGCUGCAGUUUCUGCUUCUGAGCAGCUGCUCCUGGGGGUACAGACAGGACUCACUUGUUUUCUAUCUCGGUAAAAAAGGCACGUGUGCAAAUAUGCAACUUUGUCUUUUCUUACUCGCGCUUUUAAGGCAUGACUAACUCAUCUGCUUUAAAAAACAAAAAAAUCUGAAGAGAGAUGCCUUAGGUCGAUAUUUUUGACACGUUCAGAAUAUAUCUGCUUUCAGGAGUCACGUACCUUUUCAUACUCUUCUGUCAGUGACUAACACUGCGCACCCCAGCCCCUGCCUCUCCGCCUCCCAGGCCGUGGCUCACAGGACAGAACACAAACAACCCAAUGUGCUGACCCACCGGGGCCGCCGCGCAGACAGGCUCCUCCACGCCCGACCCCAGCCCAGGACGGAGCUGCCGACAAGGCGGGGAAGGGCAGCGAGCCAACUGCAGACGGCCUGACAGCAGCCCCAGGACCAGGAACUGACACGCGUACCCUUAAAUUCUGUAAUCAAUACAUAAGGCAGUCUUACUGCUACUAUUCAGCAAAUGGUUUUCAAAAAAAAUGUAAGGAGAAAUGCCAUUUCUAACCAAUCCCACACAGAACCUGAAACAGGAAACCAGAGCAGCUGAGCUGAGUGCGGGGCCCACUGUGCAGUCCCUGGAGAUCGGAGCGGGGGGCCCACCGCCCAGGAGGUGCCAGGAAGAGGCCCAAGAGGCCCCCUCGUGGGGGGAAGGGCGCUCAGAAGCCGUUCACGGAAGCAGCACCCGAGACGCACCUGCAGGGGUGACCCACCCCGUGGGGACCUUGUAGGGCCCCGGGCCCCGGCCUGGGUGGGGAAUGGCCGGGCCAGUCCUCCCAGGGAAGGCGUGGCUCCUGCGCUGCCCCCUGCCCACGGGUGGGCUCCGGGGGCAAGACCACCCAGGCUCCGGCCUUGAGCUUGUCUUUGUUCUUCUAUUUUUUAAACUGAAGCUGAGAAGACUGAGGGAAGGUCCCCGGUUGGAGGAGACUGAGGCGGCCUGACAGCUGUGCACAGUGUGUGUCCUGGGGCAGGGGGUGGACAUGGGCGGGAACGCGGAGAAAGGCAAACAGUCUCAGCACAGCUGGGAGCACGAAGCAAGGCUCUGUCGGCCACCACGAGGAGAGCACCACACUGUCCCGUGACUUCUGCACGUCCAAAGUCACCUCAGAAGCUGAGGCUGACGAGGCCUCCCUUUUCUCACCUCGUCACCCAGAGCCGGAGGAGUGGAAGAGGGUCGGGGCAGUGGGCACCCGAGAGUGGAGGAGAGAGCCCUGCUCCCCUGAACCCAAAGGGGUGGGGCGCUGUCAGGCCAGGGCCCCCCUGGGCAGCUACACUGCGUAAGAGCUGCAGGCAUCUUGGCCAAACUCAGGAGGAGACUUUCUGCCCAGAACAUGCCUGAAAAUACGAAUUCCUGUGGCCCGCGAGGGGCAGAUCCCUCCAGCUCGGACAUGAGGAGACCCCACGCCGCGCACCCCCCAGCUUCGGGCUGUAGAGCUGCUCCCCGCCACGCCUGCCGGCAGGGGGCCUGCCAGGAAGUCUGAAAACGGCCACAGCACCGCACUGGGUGGACCGUCCAGCCCUAGGCCCCUCGGGGAAGGCCCUGGGACUGCAGAACCCAGUGGGCUCAACAGGAUCUCCAGGCGGUGGGAGGGGGCAGCCAGCUGCCCGAUGGCGGCACUGACACACCGGAAGACCGCCCGGGCCUGCCGGGAAGUGGUGCAGAAAAGCACGUGCUGACGACCCGACCCUGGAACCAGGAGCCGCAAAGGACGGAAGGCGGCAGCCCCCCGCGGUCCCGUGGCCCAGCGGAAAGGACACUCUCCUGCCGUGGGACCAGACAGGCCACAGAGCGAUGCAGUCUCCUAACAGCGCGGUCCCCCCCAGCGCCCCCGCUGCUCCACGACUCGCCCCCUGACCCGCGGCAGCUUCCACUCGGCUUCCAUCUGCCCUGGAGACGGCUCGUGCCGGGCCCUGCGUCGGUGGCCUUUGCGUUUGAGCUACUUCCCGCCGGAGCAGCUGGAGGUGGGCGGGGGGAGUGUUCUGCUGAGAAGUUGUGUCCCUGUGACUGCACAGACAGACUGAGGAUUUUUUAACAGUCCCUCCUGUAUACUUUUUGGCAGAUUAAAUUCACCAACAGAUAGGGAAAAUUCUAGAAGGUGCAACAUAGUUCCAGCUAUAUAAAGUUGCCCUUCAAGUUGUGGUCGGGAAUGGGGCUUGAGCCGCUUGACAGUUACGUUGGUCCCUGUAAAAAAUAUAGAUCAACAGUGGAAGAGAUUUUGCUAAGCAGAGAACGGGAACAAUUUUCAGGUGUAUUUGGAUCCAUGAUUCUAACAGAACCAGCUCUGGCCCACGAGGAGGGGUAACACGUGCAAAGUCGCCUCCAUGGCGUGUGCAGCCCAGGCCGGGGGAGCCCAGGAUGACGGCCGCAUGGCCCCCAGAGGCCCCAGCAGACGCGUCCUCCCGCAAAGGCACCUGCUGUGCCCGGGGGGUGGGCCUGGCAUCCACGCUCCCUACCUGGGGCCCUGGAUGUCACGCGGGUUCUCGUCCGGGUCUGCACUGCAGUCAGGCCGGCUGAGACCCCACUGAGCUGGUGACGGAGGUGGCCGUGUGCACCCCUGCGUGGGGGCUCCGGGUGGUGGCCACAAGCCCUGGGGCCUUGGAAGGAAAACAACUGGGGUGAAUUCUGCUUUUGAGCAUUUCAAGUAGACAUGAGACCUCUCUUUAAUAAUCUGUCCUUUUCCCUUCUGAUCCCACCUGGAGCACAGACCACUCCUGACCCACUGGCGUGAAGAGGCCCCAGCCAGGCCCGGGGUGACCACGGCUGGUUCAGAGGCUGGAGGGUGGCAGCCGGGGCUCUGGGCACCGUGGUCACGACGACACUGGCACUCACAGAAGCUGGAAACCAGAUGAAGGGCCGGGCAGCUCCGCGCGUCACAGUGCGCUCGUCUGUCCAGUGGCACCCGCAGGGAGCCUCGUCCCAGACACGCUUCCAGCAGGGUUGCUCGGUGCCGUCACCGUGUCCUGCCCUGUCGGCCUGCUCAGGACACAGGUGAGCGCAGGGCAUGCUUCACAUCCACCACCUGGGUGUUCGUUUCCCAUCUAACUCACUUCACGUUUCCUUAAUGCCACCUACGUCUGAGGACACUCCAGGAUGUUCAAGGAUGAAUCAGACACGUCCCACGUUCGUUUGUUCGUUCAUCCAUCUGUCCGUCCAUCCGUCCGUCCACCCAUUCAAUAGCACCGAGGGCUCACAACUUGCCAGAGGCCCCCCCCCCCGCCCCCGGGCACCUGGUGAGGAGAGGGGUCUGGCACAGCGCACCAGCAGUCGGCGUGAGCACGUGAAACCUUCACAAGCGCUGGGAAAGCACAAGGGGGUGGGCGAGCUCCCCAGGGAGGUGGUUUUGACACAUGCUCUGGGCUGGGGGCUGUUAGGGAAGUCACAAGGCCGGGCAGGAGCAGCAGCGAGGGCACUGCAGGAAGGGAGCUGCGUCCGCAGGGACCUGUGGUGAGGGACAGUGCGUCCGAGGAGCCCCGGCAGCCCCUGGGAUGGAGACGGGGGAGGUGGGUGUCUGCCUCAGGUGUGGUAGGAGGGCUGUGAGCUUCCAAAAGGAAGAUGAAGAACCGUGGACAGAGAAGACAGAGGCGGGGGUCAGAGCUAGGCCCCGGUGCGGGGAUGUGGGGCAGAGCCGCCAGGCCGCAGGCCCUGGGGUGCAGGCAGCUGGGGAAGGGGGCAAAUUGUUCUACUUGGAGGAGCUGAGACUGCAUCUGCACAAGAAGGCCUGGGGGGUCUCAUUUCCCUGCAUGAGGAGCUGACUGACAAGGACGCCGACGCCAGUUCUCCCACCAAAAGGGCACGGCUGCGAGUGAGGACGUUACAUUUAGUUUUCCUCCAGAGGCACUAAAGCUGCAACAUAAACUGUCAACCUCACAGUUUUUCUUCUCCACCCACACGAAGUUGCUGACAGUUCAGCUCAAGUCCAUCUACCCGCUGUCGACAGCAGAGAGGAACCACAGCCCUGUCACCACCAGCUGCGGGGCUGGGCGAGAUGCACCACGGGGCAGGAAGACGACUCGGCCCGAGCGUUCUCAGCACACAGUGACAGCGGCACACAGGGCUUGGUGCGGGCUGGGAGUGACGGGUGACCUCUCUGACAGGCACACACGUUGCACUCCCUCCCUUGCACGCUCCACUGCGCUGCUCAGGCCGUCCCAGAGCACACAGCAUCCAGCGAGACCAGGGAGUGACCGUGACGGCACAGGCCCGUGAGAAGGGAUCUGGGAGCAGCGGGAGGACUCACAAGGACAGCAGGGCUGGCAGUGGUCAUAGCUGCAUGCUGCGGGCCCAUCUGCGUCUGGGGCAGGGCCUGGCUCGGCUGGGGCUGCGGGGGCUGCUGCUGACAUGCGGUGGCGGUGGCGGCGGCUGUACCCCGGCUGCAGCGGGGCUCUCUGAUGUUCUGCCAGAGCCUAGAAGGAAAACGGCAUUUGCAGAGAGAUUAUUG